GCCUCCACGUCGACGUCGCGCCACCCGCCGCGCCGCCCGCGCCCCGCGCCCGCCCCGCCGGCCCCGCUGCUGCAUACGAAUAGAACACAACUCAAUCCGCUCCAAUAACAUUCAGUUCCGAACCGACUCUCUCAGCGAGUGCACGCCUCGACGCGAUAAACAAUAAUAAUCCCGAUUUGCAACUCAUUGCAUCAAAACUGAAGUGUUUACGGAAAGUUAAGAAGAAAACUCGACAUUACGUCAAAUAUUUAAAUCUUGACAUUCCCUGUCAUUGCAUUGAUUAAAUAUAAACAAAACCAAGUUUCUCUACAAACAUCAUAUUUACACGAAAAUAUUUAUUGGAUACAGAAAAAUAAAACCUGGGAAACGAUUUUACAGCAGUAUGAAAAUCAUAUUAACUUUUUCGACAUAGUUUAGUGUUGUGUUUUAACUACAUAUAAACAAUUUUCUGAAAACUGAAAAGUUUAUCAAUAAAAAUGUCUGCGUUAACUGUGACCACGACGCUGACCAACGGACACGUGAAAGGGAAAUUGGACACGACUCUCAACGGAUACAGGAAGAAUGGAUACGUCAAACCAGAAACAGACUUGCCGUCGCUCCGGCUGGCAGCGCCCUACAGCACGGACCCUCUCGCGGUGGCGGAGCGCGAGCGGUGCACGUACGGACGCAUCCCGCGCGCCGCCGCCGCCGCCGGCACCGCGCCGCGCCGGGUCCGCGUCUACUCGGACGGCAUCUACGACAUGUUCCACCAGGGCCACGCCAGGCAGCUGCAGCAAGCCAAGUGUGUGUUCCCGAACGUGUACCUUAUUGUGGGCGUGUGCAACGACAAGCUGACACACAGCAGGAAGGGCCGCACCGUGAUGACCGAGGACGAGCGGUACGAGGCCGUGCGACAUUGCAGAUACGUUGACGAGGUGGUGAAAGACGCGCCGUGGGAGUACGACGAGGCGUUCCUGGAGAAGCACAAGAUCGACUUCCUCGCGCACGACGACAUCCCCUACACCACCGAGGACUGCGAGGACACGUACGCCAUGAUCAAGGCCAAGGACAUGUUCGUCGCCACGGAACGGACUGAAGGAGUAUCAACCUCGGACAUAGUGGCGCGCAUAGUGCGCGACUAUGACAUCUACGUGCGGCGCAACCUGGCGCGCGGGUACUCGGCCAAGGAGCUCAACGUGUCCUUCCUCAACGAGAAGAAGUUCCGUCUGCAGAACAAGAUGGACGACCUCAAGGAGAAGGGGAAGAAGGUAAUGGAGAACAUAGGCGAGAAGCGCGUGGACAUCCUCACGAAGUGGGAAGAAAAAUCGCGCGAGUUCAUCGACGCGUUUCUUCUCCUGUUCGGGCCGGACGGGCGGCUGUCCAGCAUCUGGAACGAGUCGAAGGGGCGGCUCAUGCAGGCGCUGAGCCAGCCGCCCAGCCCCGCCGGCAGCCGCGAGCCCAGUGAGAACGGGGAUGACGAGCCGGUGCACAGCAAUAGCAGCAGCACGCGCGGGUCCGCGUCGCCGCCGCCCGCCAAGUCGCGCCGCUACGACGCGUUGCGCGCCGCACACACAGAUGCAACGAGCUCCAAGCGGUCGGGCGCGGCGGCGGGGGGCGCGGGGGGGCACCGCCAGCUCACGGACGACGGCUCGGACGAGAGCGACGACGAGUUCCAGGACCCGUACCUCUAGACCCCCCCCCACGCGACGCCCGCGCCCUCUAGCCACGGCUAACAAACAAAUUCAAAGUUAUGCUCUUUACAAGAUCAUAUAAUUUUGCAGGACUCGAACUUUUAAAUACACAUUGUAUUUUAAUUCAUAUACAAAAUUAUAAAACAUUGAAUAAUUCUCAAAAAUAAUGCUUUACGGAGCACGUUUCGAGUUUUGUUAUUGUGUAAAGUAAAUUAUUGUAGAAUGUUGUUGUAUGUUACAAUAAGGUAAGGUGAGUGCUGUUUGAGUACAACAGAGUGAAUGUAUUUAAUCCUAUUAGAUUUAAUUUUAUGUAAUAUUUAUGUUUUGUAAGCAAAUUCCUUUUACUUUCCAAUGGAGAUUACAUCAGCACCACCAUACCAUAGUGUAACAUAGGUGCGGUUGAAAGUUGUUACAUAGAUAUAUUAUUUGUAUAAUACUUUUUGACAGUUGAUUAAAAAGGUGCUUAAUAAUG
Molecule: messenger RNA, 2142 nt
Organism: Plutella xylostella (diamondback moth)
Lineage: Eukaryota; Metazoa; Arthropoda; Insecta; Lepidoptera; Plutellidae
Product: choline-phosphate cytidylyltransferase B
Biological process (GO): CDP-choline pathway
Molecular function (GO): phosphatidylcholine binding; choline-phosphate cytidylyltransferase activity
Source: RefSeq, a predicted model, not a curated record